This is a messenger RNA of Uranotaenia lowii, 3526 nucleotides long. RefSeq lists its product as uncharacterized. Lineage: Eukaryota; Metazoa; Arthropoda; Insecta; Diptera; Culicidae. The transcript has 5 exons. The record is from RefSeq and is a predicted model, not a curated record. Bases 608 to 3244 code for a protein of 878 amino acids.
CUCUUGAAACGCUUGCGCACUGCAAGUUUUAAAAAUACCUGAAGAGUUCAGUUUUUCAAUCCAAAAUCAUCAAACUUGAAUUUCACAGUUUAGCUUCCUGUAAACCAGAAAAAUGACACAAAUGUUUGACAAACUGCGUAAGGAUUUUCAAUUAUUAGCAUUUUGGACAGUGCAGUGCAUCUGGAUUAUCGGGGCAGCCAAGUUGGCCGAAGGGGCCUACGGAAAUGUCGUUUCCUUACCCGGAGAGUGCCGUGAUGUCAAUGGGAAGAAAGUCGAGCAAGACGCCCAUUACGUUCCUCCUGGAUCAGAUGCUUGUCGCUUGUGCUUAUGCGAUAAUGGUCACCCAAAGGCGUGCAAAGCUGUAUUAUGUACGCCACCGCAUGAUUGUAAGUCGUUUCAAAUUGGCAAUUCAUGCUGUGAGUUCAUCUGCCUGGACGAUACCCUGGCAAAUAGUUCCGAAAAAAAUUACGAUUUCGGAAUGUGACUGGUGGCCAGCGGUGUGACCGCUACUCUCUCACUGACGCUGCUCUUUUUCCUGAUAAAUCGUUUGCGCCAGCGGAAAACACAAGUGCGCGAAGUACGUCAGGCGAUAGACGAUCAGCGUAACAUGGGUAGUAUCGGUUACAUCGGUGGCAACAUCGGUUACAUUGGUGCGGGUUCACUGAACAUGGACUAUCCGUACGAGCACGGCACUACGCAUUACCAAUUGUGGAAACCGCCCGGAAGUUAUUUUGCCCGUGGCGAAGCUCCUCCGCCAUAUGAAGAAGCGAUUGCCCUAGCGCAGGCUGAAUCCCUGAAUACAUGCACCGUGAGCGUUGCAACAUCCACGCAAAGGCAAUAUCCCAUUGCCAUGACAGAAUCGGAGGCUUCUCAGACUAUAACUGCGAAUACAACGAACCUGAUCAACAUCAAUAUCAACAAUGGGGGGAAUCUUACUGCGACAGCUAGUGGCGAGAACCAUGUAGCCGGUAAUGAAAUUGAUGCUAACCUGACAAAUGACCAUGCUCAGAUUGACCCAUCGUCAAAUGUAAUAGAUACUAUCGAUACUGAUGUAAUUAAUCACGAAAAUUGCAUGUCUUUCCCAACUAACUACUAUACCAUACCAACAAGUGCAUCCGAAGUAUGCACGAACCAAAAUUGCGAUUUAAAUACCCUUAGCAAUAACUGUAAUUUUACUUUGCCCGUGAGUAGCGUUAAGGAAGUCCAAACAUGCUUAAAUCAGUCCGGUUCAUCGUUGGCUAUAGGGAGUAUUGCACAUGUGAUACCAAAAGAUAGAGCCACCGAACGUUACACCGAACAUUGCGAAAAUUCCAAUAAUCGUAGAAUUUUGCCACCUCCGGUAUUUGAUAAUAUACCACAUGAAACUACUGCCAAUACUGCCAACGAUGAGUUAGCACCAGUGGCUAAAUUCCGUACUACUCCAGGCAAAAGAUAUCACCGUACAAUUCCAAGACAAUUUGCUGCCGUUGAUCCAAUCAUAAAUCCACUGAAAAAUACCCGGAACGAUAUGACGGUGGUGAAUGCAAACAAUGCCUCCUGUAUGGGUAGCCGAGAGUCGCAUGGUAAAUUGGAUCGUAUGGAGGCCGGUUACAAUGGCUCCAAACGAGCCCUAUCCUGUCAGUGUCCAAUUCAACAUAUGCCCAUGUCUUAUCUAUCGUCGCAUUCCUUAGGUUUGGCCCCUACUGGCAACGAGACACUUACGACUCCCUCCAACAGUAAUAGGCGUAUUAUGACUAUGAAAAAACGUGUUAUCAAUGAUGGUACUUCGAGGCAGCAUGUGAAUAUCUCUCAUCACGCCGUUCCACCGACUAACGCUCAACAAGUUGCUUUACAAAAUCCUUCAGCUGCAUGCAAAGGAGGAACCUUAAAGAAAAACACUGAAUAUGCCGAACGCAAUGUGUAUUCCAACAACACUCAUGUUAAAAUACAAAGCCACAACGGGUCGGAUUUUAACAUUGAAGAUCAGCAUGCUCAAACUGAUACUCAGAUGGGUCUUAAGAAACAAAAUUCUCUAUCCCGCAAAGCGUCAUUCUCAAACGAGCGUAUAUUGAAUUUUAAUCCGAUUCUCAAGAAUGGAUUGUCCAAAAAUGAUUCUGAUAAUAGUGCAAUUCGUGUCGACACCGACAUUCAUAUAUCAACAAUCAUUCAACCGAACGGUUGCACGAACGAUCACGAACUACAUCGUAAAUCGAUGAAUACUAUGUAUGUAGAGCAGAAUCCAGAGCUCCCGCCAAAAUUGCAUAAACAUAGCAUAAACAGCAACGGGCGUUCUUCAAAUAUUCACCACAAAUCUUAUUACAGUAACUCCAAAACGCAUACGAUUUCCAAACCAUCUUCGGAUAAUGCAAAGUUUUCCAUACCUGCACCAAACGGUUCUACGGGCUAUGUAAAAUCAACAUCUACCAAACAAGGGAAGAACAAUUACACGAAAUCAUUGCCAAGAAAUGUUAUUUCCGCUAGUCAUGGUUAUGCACAAGAGUCUAAAAGCACAGAACAGCAAUCUUGCACAAGCUCAGAAAAUAAUUCAAAUGCUAAUGUAAACUUUAAUACUUUGCCAAAGAAAGCUAGUAAAAUAAGUACUCGUAGUUCAAAUUUACUAACAGAAGUAGUUAAUAAGGUUCCAUCAGUCAUUAAUAUACCGUCACCACUGCAGCCACCACCGCCAUUACCAAUCUCAGCCGACCGCUGUGCUGCUUCUGGCCCAACGGAAAUCAGUCCAUUAACUCAGAUAUCUUCAACUAUGUUUCUCAAUGCUAACACUAAACGAUCACAGCUACAGUCGGCCAGUAAAAAGAUUUCCAGUGGUCAAGUUUUCGUAGAUCAUUCCAUAGAACUUCGUCCAAUUAACCCUAACACGUGUGGUGGAGGAAAUUCUGCGUUAAACAAAGGAGAAAAACCUUUGCCCGUUCUUACCACCUCAACCAACUGUGCUAACCCCAAGGAACACUUUCUUCCCAAUGAUAACAGCUUAGAUGACGACUACUUAAGUGAAUGCGAAAACUGCAAAUCUGCACAUGGUUCUCGCUACUACUUGGAGGAAGAAAUAGACGAUGUUCCCCAGGAAACAAUGACCUUACAACGAAAAAUGCCCGAAAAUGAAGAAGAUCAGCAAAACUAUUACCGUGUCUCCUCGACACUGCCGACCAACACAAGCAGGAAGACCCCUACCGUUAAAACCAGAGAAACUUGGUUUACAACAAUUCCGGCAAGCUCGUCAUCCGAAGAAGAAGAAGUAGCUGAAUAGGAAAAGGAUCCCAUAUGAUAGCGAUGUAGAAUGUCGUAAUUAUAGAUUUGAAAAACUAUUUUCCCUUAUAUAGAUGUACAAUUUAAUCUUAAACUAAAUACUGAACAUAGGUAUCCAAAAGUUUUAUUUAUGUGCUGGACACAUGCGAUUCCGUUUCAGUUAAGGGUUCAUCUUUAAGUAUUUAUUUUAUCUCGUUGAACAUUAAACUUUAUUCCUGAAUAAGCAUGUUAAAAAUUAUGAAUGAAAAUGAUAACAAAGUAUUCGUGAUGAUUGAAUUCCUUA